CAGGUCGUCACAGAAUUCAACAAUUUCCUGAGUUGUAUGAGCUACCAGCUGGAAAUGAUGCAGGUCAAAGUUACAAUUCAAGCAAAGGACAAACUAUACAUUUCAAACCAAAUCAAUCUCAAGUAGUCUCUAGAAGUUUUACAUGUGAGCUGUGCUGUAAGACAUUCAACUGUAAUUCAAAUCUGUCAAAACACAGAAAGAUCCACACUGGUGUAAAACCAUUUAUUUGCCCACAUUGCAACAAACCAUUUCGCCAAAAGGCACAUCUCAAAACUCACCUGCAAAGAAAGCAUGGAUGUGUUUUUUACAAUACUCGUUAACAGCAAAACCUGUAUACCCUAUAUACUGAACAUUGUAUGUGCUGAGAAAACCUGUUCCUUAUACAGUGCAUCGCUGCAUAGACAGACUGAUACAAAAUGAUCUGGUUUCAUAGCAUUUUGCCCUAUUUCAUCUGAACUUUUGGUUAAUCAUUAAACUGUCUCGGGGUAACCAAUUAGCUCUAAUAAGGCACCUGCAGAAAUUGUGUAGGAACUAAUAGUUCAUUUCUAAUUCAAUAUUUGACUUGACUUAUACGUGAAUUCUGACUGUUCACAAUAUGGUGUUGAAUACAAACUCAAGUUAAUUUAC
Owenia fusiformis is the source of this 627-nucleotide messenger RNA. Lineage: Eukaryota; Metazoa; Annelida; Polychaeta; Sabellida; Oweniidae. The record is from the annotation of a GenBank genome assembly.